AAAAGCUGUCUAAUGUCUAUACUUCAUUCUCAUUUCAUUUCUAAUUUUGUCAAAAUAGGGAACAGUGAUGACGUUCAUUCUUUAAACUCUGGAAGAGUUUAAAUAAUAACAAAAAUGAAUAUAAACAGUGUUGAAGAUGAUCAUACUUCUUCUGCUCUGGAUGUGAUCGAGAGUCCUCGGAAGAGGAUGCGGUUAGAUAACUCUGGGCGUAAAUCAUGGAGCUUGAUGGACCGAAGAACAGAUACAGAUGUGCUACAAGAAAUGGGUGUGAGCUUACUGGAGCCGGACGACGGCGACAAUAACUGUGACACCAUCAGUAAUACGCACAGAACAUUAAAAAGGAAACACGACAUAGAAAACGUCAACCCCAACAUAUCGAGGGUAAUCAGCCCCUCGGCCAAGUUGAGCCCCGGACCGUCUCGGAAAAGCCCCAGGAGUUGUGACAAAUUACCCCUCCAACCAACGGAACACACCCUGGACACAACCCUGACGGGAACCUAUCUCAUCGAAGAGGAGACGCCGCUGGGCCAGUCUGUAACGUCGAACUAUAAAAUUGCGGCAGGUUACAGCGUCAGUGCCACUACCACAAGUGGCAAGAAACUCAAGGAAAUUGAACGAACCCCGGAGGAACUACCACCCAGUGUCCAGACGGUAGCGAGUAGUGAGACCGGGGACACAUUCUCGCUACUGCCAGACGAGCUAGUACUAAGUGUACUCCGCUGGCUUCCCAAGAGAGCUUUGGCUCACUGUGCCCUUGUUUGUAAACGGUUGUAUAGGCUAGCCUGCGACGAGACACUCUGGCAAAGGCUAGACCUAGGUAAUAAGACUCUAGCCAAGGACGCCCUUGGAAGGAUAUUGGCCAGAAAACCCGUCAUAGUCAGACUAGCUAGUUCAGAGAUAGGCCCCUGGUCUCCAACGAAAGUGGACUCCUCACGCGUCCAGUACCUAGAUCUCAGCAUGAGUUCUCUAGAGCCGAGGACACUGGAACACGCAAUUAGAGCCUGCCCCGCGCUUCGAAAACUUAGCCUUGAGAGCGUUCGUGUCAGCGAACAGGCACAGCGGCUUAUUGGUAAUUGUACAAAUUUAGAAACGCUAAAUCUCACAAUGGCGCGGGGAGUCACAGCUGAGGGUCUGACGAGUAUACUGGAAGGUUGUACCAGUUUACAGUCGCUGAACAUUUCAUGGUGUAACCUAAGCGAAGCCGCGCUGCAUGUGGUAGUGACUAUGCUGCCUCAGAAACUACAGAGAUUGAACAUCAGCGGAGCGAGGAUUAUGACCGAUGAGAUGGUGGGGCGGCUGGUGGCGCGCUGCCCACGCCUGCUGGAGCUGGACCUCUCGGACUGCUCGCGCCUGGGCGUGGGCGCGCUGGCGGCGCUGGCGGCGCUGCGGCGCCUGGAGCACCUGGCGCUCAGCCGCUGCUACCUGCUGCCGCCGCACGCGCUCACGAAGCUAAGCAGCAUGACGUCUCUACAGUACUUAGAAGUAUGGGGGAUGUUGCAGAGCGGAUCUCUUAACGCUCUGAGAUCAGCGCUACCCGCGAUACAACUCAAUCAAUUUAUGUUCAGCGCCAUCGCGCGGCCUACAGUCGGUACCCGUCGAACGUCAAUCUGGGGCCUCAGAACAAGAGACUGAUCUAUUUAUUUAAGUUAUUGUACAUAUUUAUUGUAAUUAAGUCAAAUAAAAUCGUUCAAAUCAUAAA
Messenger RNA from Melitaea cinxia (Glanville fritillary), 1699 nucleotides. Its product is annotated as S-phase kinase-associated protein 2-like. Gene Ontology annotation, molecular function: protein binding. Gene Ontology annotation, biological process: SCF-dependent proteasomal ubiquitin-dependent protein catabolic process. Gene Ontology annotation, cellular component: SCF ubiquitin ligase complex. The transcript has 13 exons. NCBI's taxonomy places the organism in Eukaryota, Metazoa, Arthropoda, Insecta, Lepidoptera, Nymphalidae. The record is from RefSeq and is a predicted model, not a curated record. The coding region runs from base 115 to 1632 and encodes 505 amino acids.